Gongylonema pulchrum is the source of this 1407-nucleotide messenger RNA. Lineage: Eukaryota; Metazoa; Nematoda; Chromadorea; Rhabditida; Gongylonematidae. The record is from the annotation of a GenBank genome assembly.
AUGAAAGCUCGCUUAAGGUUGUGGAAGAGAGAAAACUCUGAAAGUGAACAAGAGCCAUUACUAGCUGCUACAUUUCCAGCACAGACAGUAAGCAAAUCCGGAAGCACCACGCCAUCAAAUCCUGUAAUCACCAGUUCCAUGAAAACCGGGGACAAAUCCGAAGUUACUACAGCUGCAUUGAAAGUCAUUGGAAACGAUGGUCUAGUGCAACAGAAAGCGGCAGAAUUACCCUUGCAUAUAACAACAAGCACUACAGGUACUGCAGAAGCCCUGGAUGAAGUUCUUGAAACGCAAAUUUUUGGGAACAAUUAUAGCGAAGAAUUGGAACUGAAUGCAACAGAUGGCGGUGGAGUGAGCGAACAAAGCACCACACAAAUUUACCUGGUGACCAAGAGGCCUGAAUUUGAUGAUUUGGAACCGGAAGUGCGGACCUCCAGGACGAAGCAGAUUCCUGGACUUGACCGAACAAUGAAAAUAACGGGAAAUGUCGCAGAUACAGUGACCACUGCUGGUCAGUUAGGAUUUCGCACAAUAAGCAGUGCGGUAUCAGCUGAAGCAAAAACGGAGCAGAAAGAAGCAGUUUCUGGAACAGUACGUAGUACACCCACGAUUUUGCGGCAUGGAAAUGACCACGAUCUUGGGAGCAUUGCAGCAGAAAUGGACGAUUUUAUACAAAAAUCCGCGAACGAAAAAAAGGAACAAACACGCAUGGCAAAUCACAGAACAAAAACUCGUCCGGAGGCAGCAGCCGGAUCGACUGGAAACGUGCGAGGAUCGACCACUGAAGAUGAAACUCUUAAAAGCGAGCACCUUUAUCCACAUGUACAUCGUGGCGGCGAUGUGGAGGAAUUGUUCCAGAAAAAGACUGUCACUCCUCCUGUUGCUACGACUACUCCCUUCAUAAACAGCACUACAACGGUUCUGACGGAGAAGCCACGCAACGUAACAAAUCAGUUCACUACGCCCUCAACGCAAUCCUGGAAAAUUGCGGGAGACCAUUUUCAAAGUGAUUUCAAUAAGGGUGAUAACGCCGUUGCUGCAAUAACUGAUCACGGCAAAGAUGAUAAUAGCGAGCAGACGAUUCGCAACACUGAUAACAACCGUGAUGCAAGUGUUAAUUAUAGCGAUGAUAGCAAUGCGGGUGAACGAAGUGCCGAGGAGGAAACAACAAGUCCGGCACUGGAACGAAAAACAAGCACACUACGAGUGGAACGAGGUCAAAUAACCAGCCGAACCCGAAAGUCCGAAAUCCAGCACUGGGAUCAGGAGUCGAUGUGGAAGCGAAAUUUGGUACCAUGGUGGCUUGUUGCUAUUUUUGGUUCGCUGGUUGCAACAUUCGUCGGCAGUAUUGCAUUCAAAAUUAUCAAGACAAGGUUUGUUAAUGUUACAGCAUCCCAAGUAAAAUGA